Molecule: messenger RNA, 687 nt
Organism: Salvelinus namaycush (lake trout)
Lineage: Eukaryota; Metazoa; Chordata; Actinopteri; Salmoniformes; Salmonidae
Product: cell adhesion molecule 2-like
Exons: 5
Source: RefSeq, a predicted model, not a curated record
UAGGAGUGCCAGAGAAGCCAGAGAUAGACGGUUUGACCAAGCCUGCCCUGGAGGGAGAUGAGAUCACUCUGACCUGCAUGACCCACGGCUCCAAGCCUGCUGCCGACCUCCGCUGGUUCAGGAACGAGAAGGAGAUCAAAGGUGCCAAGGAGGUGAAUGCCAGCGGGAAGACCUUCACAGUGACCAGUUCUCUACAGCUGCUAGUUGACAGGGACGAUGAUGGGGCAGCGUACACCUGUAAAGUAGACCACGUAGCCCUGUUACAGACACCACAACAGGCUACUGAAGUACUGGAGGUGCACUAUGCUCCUCGUGUGUUGAUCACCCAGUCGUUGACGUUCCCUCAGGAGGGUCAGUACCUGAAGCUGGAGUGUGUCUCCAAGGGGAACCCGUCGCCAGACCCUGUGUUGUGGACUAAGGAUGGAGGAGAGUUACCAGACCUGGAGAGAAUGAUCGUACAGGGAAGAGAGCUCACCUUUUCCGCCCUUAACAAGACAGACAAUGGCACCUACCGCUGUGUGGCCUCCAACCACCUAGGCACCAGCAGUGCAGAAUACAUACUCUACGUCUAUGACGUCCCCACCACCUUCCCUCCAUCCACCACCCCUGCCCCCCGCCCCACCAGGCACCACCGUCCCCCUAGACCCCAUAUCGCCUCCUCAGAACCUACAAACAUCAACAACAGAG